This is a messenger RNA of Diaporthe batatas, 1619 nucleotides long. RefSeq lists its product as uncharacterized. The record is from RefSeq and is a predicted model, not a curated record. Bases 795 to 1619 code for a protein of 274 amino acids. Lineage: Eukaryota; Fungi; Ascomycota; Sordariomycetes; Diaporthales; Diaporthaceae. The transcript is spliced from 5 exons.
CUGUGUCAUUGACAGGUCCAGGACCGGGUUCCAGGGGGGGCAGAAGGGAGGCGGCACUCGCCCCUUUGGGCGAUGUGCAUGCCAGGCGUGGAGAUAGCAGAGUCAAUGGAAAACCAAAAAAAGACCCAGUCGAAUGGGAGGAGGAGCCGGACCCCAGCCCGCCGCAGGCAGGCCAGCGGUACGGCCCUGCUGCUUCCCGUGGAGCGUACCACAGGGCCGCGCCACGCACCGCUGCAACUGCGCACAGCUUGCUGCUAGCCGCCUGGGCCGCAUUGUGGAUUUCAACUUGUGAUCGCGGACCGAUGCGAGGGCCUGCAGCUCCUCCUGGGAUCGUCGCUCGACCGGAUCGCUCUCGCUCCUCCCCCUUGCCCCUGCCCGCCUGCCCGGCCGCCUUGGUGCUAUCUCUCCACGCCCCUGUCUGCCUGCCUGUUUUUUUCUCCCUCUCCCCCUCGCCUCCCAGCAGAGAGUGGCUCCUACUAAGGCUCCUCUCCUGCACCCGAGUCGUUCUUGUCCCGUUUUGUGUCACCGCCCCCCCUCCUUUACCCUGAGGCUAACAAACUCUGCUACUGUAUAGGACGUCAGCACCAACGGGGGUCGGUUAGUAGCCUCGCCUCAUUCCCUGAGCUUACUCUUUUUUUUGUGUGUGUUUGUUCCGUCUGGGGGUUCCAUCGUAUAGGCCCCAUUCGCGGUCACUCCGCACUACCGUGUUCGCAACCCGUGUGGAGCACACACCCUGCUGCCUACGGGUUUAUGUACUGCUUCCGGACUUAGACGAGGCUGAACAAUACGCCAAUAUGGACGGCAAGACGAAGCUCAAUCAGGAUUUCUUCGACAACGAAGCGGCAAGCUACGAUGCGAAGCACGAGAAGACAACCGCUGAGAUAGCCCGGCGCAUCGAAGCGCGGAGGGGUCUGAUCGGCGUUCAAUGGGUCGAGGACGACGAAGACGACUCCAACGAGGAGGGACGGGCCGUGAGGGUCCUUGACUACGCCUGCGGCACCGGUUCGAUGUCUAGAGCCUUUGCGCCGUACACUACGCAAUGCGUGGGCAUUGACCUCUCAGAGAAGAUGGUGGACAUGUACAACACGCGGGCUCGUAAUCAGGGCCUUUCCGAGGAUGAGAUGGUCGCGUUCCAGGGCAACCUCUGCGUCCCCGGGGACGAGGACCCCGAGAGCUUCCGCGACCCCAAGUUCUCCGGGUUCGACCUCGCCGUCAUCGGGCUCGGCUUCCACCACUUCGACAACCCGGACCUGGCGGCGAAGAGGCUCGCGGCGCGGCUGAGGCCGGGCGGGGUCCUUAUGAUCCUUGACUUUUUGCCGCACGCGCCGCAUGGUGGUCAUGAUGAUGAUGACGACCACCACCAUCAUCAUCAUCAUCAUCAUCAUCAUGGCCACGACGAUGGCCAUGGCCAUCAGGGCGGGGCCGAUGUGGAAGCUGCGGUUGUCGAAAAGGCCCUGGAGACGGUGACGCACCAUGGUUUCUCGGAGGAGCGCAUCAGGGAGGUGUUUGUUGGUGCCGGGGUGGGGAAGGAUUUCCUGCUCGAGGGGAUGGGGCAGGUCAAGUUUGGGGAGAAGCACGGGAAGAGGACUCUGUUUCUGGCGAGGGGUACGAAGGAGUGA